Messenger RNA from Xenopus tropicalis (tropical clawed frog), 2577 nucleotides. RefSeq lists its product as uncharacterized. Gene Ontology annotation, molecular function: DNA-directed DNA polymerase activity; nucleotidyltransferase activity; RNA-directed DNA polymerase activity. Bases 1 to 957 code for a protein of 318 amino acids. Lineage: Eukaryota; Metazoa; Chordata; Amphibia; Anura; Pipidae. The transcript has 2 exons. Gene Ontology annotation, biological process: RNA-templated DNA biosynthetic process; DNA biosynthetic process. The record is from RefSeq and is a predicted model, not a curated record.
AUGGAGGUAGUGGCAGCCAAGCUGCAGAAUGAAAUAUCGAUGGCCGGCCCGUUUGCAUCCCUGCCUUUCCCAAACCUACGGGUUUCCCCAUUGGGUGUGGUUCCAAAAAAAGAACCCGGAAAAUUCCGGUUAAUCCACCACCUUUCCCACCCAAAGGGCAAAUCGGUUAACGAUGGUAUUAGCAAGGAAGCAGCGGCCGUUUCGUAUGUGUCCUUCGACCGUGCGGUAGCAUUAGUACGGCAGGCAGGGAUUGGUGCGCUCCUAUCUAAGUCAGACAUCGAGUCCGCCUUUUGCCUCUUCCCAGUACACAGUGACUGCUAUCACCUCCUGGAUUGCCAGUUUGAAGGCCAGUUCUAUUAUGACAUGUGCCUCCCUAUGGGCUGCUCAAUAUCCUGCCGUUACUUCGAAUGCUUCAGUACCUUCCUCGAAUGGGUAGUCAGACAGGAAACUGGCCAUAACUCAGUCAUUCACUACCUGGAUGACUUCCUGUUCGUAGGCUCCCGGUCAACCAACGUGUGCCAACUGCUGUUGAGCACAUUCCAAUUUUUCAUGCAAAAAUUUGGGUUUCCCCUGUCAAAAGAAAAAACGGAGGGGCCAACCACUGUUUUAUCUUUUCUCGGCAUUGAGAUUGACACAGCAGCACUGGUCUUCCGCCUCCCUGAAGACAAACUGCAAAAACUAAAGGUGACCAUUUCUGAAAUCCAAGCGGCAAAAAAAGUGACGCUCCGUAGCAUGCAGUCCCUACUGGGCCUGUUGGUCUUUUCGCGCCGCAUAAUGCCCAUAGCACACGUUUUCUCGCUGAGGUUAUCUUUAUCCACGAGGGGCAUUAAGCAGCCCCAUCACUUCAUUAGAAUUACCAAACAAUUACGUGAGGACCUGAAGGUCUGGCAAACAUUCUUAGAAAAGUACAAUGGUCACACCUGUUCAUGGACACGGAAUUAUCCAAUGAGGAACUGAGCCUGUUCACCGAUGCGGCUGGCUCCGCAGGGUUCGGAGCGAUUCUCGCUCAUGACUGGUGUGCAGAGCAAUGGCCAGACAGCUGGCCAGUUGUUGGUCUAUGCAAAAACUUAACCCUUUUGGAGCUAUUCCCCAUAGUUGUAGCGGUGGAAAUCUGGGGAGAGCGAAUAGCUGGGAAAAAGAUAUGUUUCUGGACAGAUAACAUGAGCGUAGUAUUUGCCAUAAACAGGUUAACCUCCUCAUCCCUCCCCGUACUUGCUCUGUUGCGACACUUAGUUUUGCGCUGCCUUGAACUUAAUAUAUGGUUCCGCGCCCGGCAUGUGCCAGGUCGCAUCAAUACUGCUGCUGACGCCCUUUCUCGUUUUCAGUGGCGGACCUUCAGGGAACUGGUGCCAACUGCGGUAGAGGAGGGAGCAGCAUGCCCAGCAUUCCUUUGGCGACUGGUGGAAGACAACUGCUGAGCCUGGUUAGGUCCUCCCCGGCAACGUGGCAAGCAUAUGGUUGCAAUACGCCAGUAGUUCUUUUGGUUGGGCACUCCUACCUCCGUCGGGCAGAGAAGCGGGCUGCAGUUCGGCCAGGCGGCAGGAACCUUGGUCUCCACGGGGUUGACAUGGUAUGGAAGGGUAUUAGCGGUUUGAAGUGGCUGCAAGUCCUUCCGGAAGUGUUUGCGUUCCGCUAGUGCUAGUCAUCCAUGCAGGAGGUAACGACUUAGGAGCGGUGAAAGUAGCUGAUCUCUUAACGCUGAUUAAGUCGGAUCUGGACCACUGUGCCUCCUUGUUUACUAACCUGAUCAUUUUAUGUUCAGAAAUUGUCCCCAGGUUGGCCUGGAGGGGAGUCCGGGACCCAGCUGCAAUAGAUCGCACGCGCAGGCUGCUUAACGUGAGAAUCUCCCGCUUCGUUAAAAGCAAAGGGUGGGUAGCGUGGCGACACACCCACCUGGAGGGGGAAACAUUCAGAUUCAUGGCACCUGAUGGAGUACAUCUUAAUGAUAUAGGUCAUAAUAUUUUCCUAUCUGGCCUACAGGAUGGCAUUGAGCGUGCGCUAGGGCUCUUGGUGGGUGGAGUCGUAGUUCAGUGUAGGGAUACAUGAACUCCUUCUGGCGGGGGGGUAGUCCUUAGCCAUUUAAGUUCUGAUGUUGUCUUAUGGCUUCUACAUGCCCACUGCGUUCGCAGUGGCCGGCAUUCGUUAACAAAAUGGUUUAAGAGGUUUGGAAAAGUUCAAUGUACAUGGCAAGGACUAAUUUUGGUUUAUAAUAAAGCUGUGGCCACCCACACAACGGUGUCUUUGCGUCUUUUGUCAGCUAGGUGCAAGGGGUAGAGUGAUAAUGGGAGGGAACAAGUCUCCAAAGUCUUAUAUUUUACCAAAUGUAUCAUGUAUUUUUUUGUAUUUUUUUAUUCAAAAAUUUUCAUUCAAAAUAUGUCAUAUAAGGUCAUGUAAAAAUAAAACAACAGUUUCAGUCAGACAAAGAGUAAUAGUUCUUUGUUAGCAGAGAUCACCUUGGCUCUGUAGUUUCUGACACUCUUGUUGUGUAAAAGCAUUUUAGAUUUUUUUGUUCUUUUGUCAACCUUUUGAAUGUCAAGGGGUUAUAAGGUUUGUGUGCCCAUCCCCUUUUGUAAUGUC